UGGAUCUCAAUAAAAUAAGCCAUAAGGAAGAAUCAUUUAUAUUAGCAAGUCAAGCAAAACAAGUAUUCUAUAUUCAAGAUCCAUCAGAUUCAAGAUGGUCAAUUGUACUUGCAUCACAACCAAAAUUCAUAGGUGAUGAUGAUGAUGAUGAUUAUGAGAUUGGCGAACUUCAAACUUUUGAGAAAGAAAUUGGAGAUAUCAAUGAAUUUGAGGGAAUUGAAUCAAUAGUUGGACCAUAUGUUCGAAGAGAUUGUGAUGGAAUUUGGAUUGAUCAUGGACCAUCAUGAAGAGCAUCCCGAAGAGGAACUUGAAGACAAUGCAGACGAAGGUAUCAAUUUAGAAGAGGCUGGUAAUGAAGAUCUUACAACAAAGAAGAAGAAAAGUAGGCAGACUAAGGGGAUAGUGCGAUUGGCAAAAAUAAUUGCUGACAAGAUCAAAGGGAUUAAGAUAAAUUUAAGGUUUAACAAGAGAGGGCAAUCAAUUGGAACUCCGGAGAGAGCGUUACAAUGCUAUUUGGGGAUGCAAGCAAAGUCAAUGGUGUCAAUUACAUAUGAUAAUUGGCAUGAUGUUCCUGCUGUAACUUUAGAUAAUGUUUGGAAAGAUCUAGCUUUUCAUCUUAAUGAGGGAAUGAGAAAGGAAGUGAUGAGUUCAGUAGGCAUCAAGUGGAGGACAUUCAAAACAUUUUUGACUAGAAGAUUUGUAGCUCCUUACCUUAAUAACCAAGAUUUAUUGGAAGCAAAUCCCACUGCAUUAGAUGUGCCUCCAAAAAGAUAUAACAUUCCUGAGGAGGAAUGGAAAAACUUCGUCACCAAAAGAAAAAGUAAAGAAUUUCAAGAAUUUAGUAAAAAACAAAAAGAGAGGCGUGCUGCUUUGGAGUAUCCUCAUCGUUCAUCACGACACAGUUAUAAAGAAAUAGAAAUUGACCUUCAAACUAAACUAGGCACAGAUGAGCCAAUAGAUCGAUCUAUACUUUGGAAGGAGGCAAGGAAAGAUGCAUCAGGAAAUUAUGUAAAUGAACGUGACAAGCUUAUAGGAGAUGCCAUUGAUGACCUUCUAGAUAAGAGAAAUGAGGGGACACUUGUAGAAGUUGGGACAAACGAUAUAUUGACACAAGUGUUAGGAACAAAGGAGCAUCCUGGUAGAGUAAGAGGCCAAAGUCGUGGAGUUACACAAAGAGACUACUUUUUGAAGCCAGCAGGAGGUUUUAGUGGACUUCAACAAUAUCAAUUUCAAUUUCAGCAACACCAAUCGCAAAAAUACUUAGAUGACUUUAAAAAGUUAGAACAAUCCUUUGAGCAAAGACUACGUAGUCAAGCUGAACAAUUUGAAGUAGAACGAAAACGAGAAAGAGAAGAACGAGAACAAGAACGAGAGUUAUUUUUGACAAAGUUUACAGAAUUAGCAAACAAAAUUUCAUCAUUAAAAGGAAGUGAAGUGAGUUUGCCUACGAUAGUUUCACGAACAAGUGAGACCCCUACGCCAAUGGAGGUGGUAAAUGAGUCUUUAGUUUCAUCAAAGGAUAAUCAGAAGUCUAGAUUAUUGACAGAAAAUGGUGAUAUUGUUGCUAUUGGACAAAUAAUGGCAACAAGCGGAAAAAUUCAUUGUGUUGACUUAAGAAAGGGUAACUAUCGUGUGCAAGUGGAUGAAUGCUGCAAUGAUGAGGCUAAACUUAUUUUUCCUAUUGGAGAUGAGAUUUCUUUAGUACGUCAUGCUGUCAGCCACUAUGUUGAGUGGCCAUCUCAUCUGAUCAUUCCUUACGAUUCAGAUUUGGUAAGACAUUGA
Molecule: messenger RNA, 1782 nt
Organism: Humulus lupulus (European hop)
Lineage: Eukaryota; Viridiplantae; Streptophyta; Magnoliopsida; Rosales; Cannabaceae
Exons: 7
Coding region: 238-1782 (514 amino acids)
Source: RefSeq, a predicted model, not a curated record